This is a messenger RNA of Meloidogyne enterolobii, 582 nucleotides long. Lineage: Eukaryota; Metazoa; Nematoda; Chromadorea; Rhabditida; Meloidogynidae. The record is from the annotation of a GenBank genome assembly.
AUGAAAGAUGGAGGAAUUUCUACGACAAAAUCUGAUAGUUAUAUUUUUGCUAUAGAAAAUAAUUCUAUUCCAAUAUGUUUUGAUCCGUUGGCUGGUGAAGAUGGAAGGAAGUUAUUAUUUAUUCCUAAAGCAAGAAGACGAGGGCCUUUAAGUAUUGAUGAAAUAAAUGAAUGUAGAUAUGAUCCAAAAUGGAGGAUUAAAAGGUGCUUUUUCUAUUCAAUAUUUUGGUUUGGCUGGAUUUUCUCUCUUUUAAUUGCCAUUUUGAUAACCUUUUCUCACCCAAAAUGUGAAUUUACAACGAGAGAGUGGUGGAAAGAUUCAAUGAUAUAUGAGAUUUGGACACUUUCCUUCUCCGAUUCAAAUUCUGACAAAAUUGGUGAUUUAAUUGGAAUAAUUCAAAAAUUGGAUUAUUUACGACGUUUGGGUGUUGGAGCAAUAUUUUUACGUCCAAUAAUGCGUGUUGAAAAGAGUGGAUUGGGUGUUAUUGAAUAUAAUAAAUUGGCAAGUAAAAUUGGAAAUUUUGAACAAUUUAAUGAAUUAAUAAUAAAGGCACAUAAAAAAGAAACUAAAAAUGGGCUAUAG